GUCGUGGAGAAUAUAGCCACAGCCUUCAGCGUACCAAAAAGUAUCUUACAAGAACUACUCUCGAUUUAGUUUUGAAACUUCGAAGACAGUUCGAAAGGCAGAUUCAAACCUAACUCUAUGAUCUUCUCAUAAUUUGACAAUAUGACUAGCUAUGCGACUCAGUAUAGCAAUGGAUCAAAAAAACGGAAGCUGAAUGACUUGGAGUCUGUUACAUAUCGGGUGCGAGGAAUACCACUGGAAUAUAAGCUGCGACAGGUCCAGGAAUUGCUUCGAUCAGUCUUAGGACUUGAUGCAGCUCGGGGCACGGUUCAAGUCAAGUCGAUAGCCAUCAGUCCUAACCAGAAGACUAAGAUGGCCACCGUCAAUUUCCAAAACCCACCUCCCUGUCUGUCAUCAGACCGAAAGGAGUGGUCUUUUGAGAUCCCUGAUGUUGACAACAGCGAUGCUGAGAGCGACGACGAUGACGAUAUCAUUCCCAAGGCACCUACGAUUACAAUCGAUAGCCACUUCAGAGGCAUCACAAUAUUUCGAUCCUUCAAGAAUGUCGCAGAGCACAAGAUCGACUGCGUUGCGAUCUCGGGGCUUGGCGGGCACGCUUUUGGGUCCUUCAAAGAGCGAGCAGGACCACAUAUGUGGUUGCGCGAUUCACUUCCCUCCGAUCUUACCGGCGCCCGAGUCAUGAUCUACGGCUAUGACACCCAACUGCAUGAUAGUCACACUUUUCAAGACCUUGAAGCACUGGGGAGCCUGUUACGAUCAGAUCUUCAGACCCUAACUACACAAGACUCUAAACAUACCAAGCCUAAGACAGUACCAUUGAUAUUUGUUGCCCACAGUCUUGGGGGCCUCAUAGUCAAAGAAGCUAUAAUACAAAUGAAGCGCGACAAGAAUCACCAUGCUUUGCUUGAUUCUAUAUAUGGUGCGCUUUUUUUCGGUGUACCAAGUCAGGGAAUGGAGAUUACUUCUCUUAUUCCAUUAGUCAAAGAUCAACCUAACCAAGGUCUGUUACAUUCGCUCGGAAAAGAAUCACAGAUUCUGCGCAACCAGUGCAGAGAUUUCCCCAAAGCCUUCGGCCAUCAAGACUCAGAAAUAAUCUGCUUCUUUGAAACUGAAAUGUCGCCAACUGCAGCUAAGGAUGGAGAGAAGUGGAAGAUGACGGGGCCGCUUAGCAUCUUGGUCGAUAGCUCAUCCGCAAGGCACGGCCGCCCAUGGGAGAAUGAAGCGCAUCACUGUUUGGCACUGAAAAGAAGUCAUUCACAGUUGGUCAAGUUCUCUAGUAACGAUGAGGACUAUGAAAGGGUUCUCGCUGUGCUGAAGCGAAUGAUGUCUGUUGCUGUCUUGGUAAUUCCUCGUGUGACAUUUUCCACCAAAGAGAAGGAGGAAAUGACUUCCGAAGAUAAUGAUUGCCUUAAGUCGUUCGCUUUUCCUGAGAUUACCUACCGACGGCAGGAGGCAGACCAAGCUCAUUUACAUACGUGUGAGUGGAUAUUGCAACAUAGGUCCUAUACAAAGUGGAUAAGCAAGGAACGUGAACUUCUUUGGAUAAAAGGAAAGCCUGGCGCAGGGAAGUCUACCUUGAUGGCGUUCCUCUAUCAGGAAUUCCAGGCAUCCCAGGACAAUUUUCUCUUAAACCAACGCAUAGGUCUUGAGUUCUUCUUCCAUGGGCGGGGUGCUGCAUUACAAAAAACUCCAAUCGGCAUGUUUCGAUCCCUUUUAUAUCAAAUAUACACAAAGAUUCCAUUGGUGAGAUUGCCAAUACAGACUGCCUUUAAAGAGAAAAAGAGCUUUGGCAAGGCUGGAACUAGUUGGGAAUGGCAGUGCAAAGAAUUGAAGGACCUUUUCUCGAACGCUCUUAUUGACUCCGCUAAGUUAUGGAAGAUAACUAUCUUCGUGGACGCACUAGAUGAGGCUGGCAGCAUUGUUGCGCGAGAUCUUGCUAUGUACUUCCACGACUUAAACGAUAAACUUGCAGCUAUGAAAGGCGCUUCAAGAAUCUGCAUCUCAUGUCGUCAUUAUCCGAUAGUAGCGGCCAACAACAGUUUGGAAAUCUGUGUUGAAGACGAAAACCACAAUGACAUUACAAAGUACGUCAAGCACAGGCUCAACUCUGGAAUUCAAGAAAUGAACAUGGUGGGCCUUUCAAUUGACGAAUUCCAAGAACUUGAAGGAACUAUUGUGACGCGAGCUUCAGGAGUAUUCCAGUGGGCACGUCUUGUUGUUCCACUAGUCGUUGAUCUCAAUCAACAAGGAGAGUCAUUACAGUAUAUCUACAAAGAGUUAAGCAAGGUACCAACAGACCUGGGCGACGUUUACGAACACAUCUUUAGGGAGGUCAUCGAUCAUCGGAAUCGCACAAGAACAUUUCAUCUGAUGCAGUGGAUUUGCCUAGCUGAGGUACCACUCUCAGUGACAGAGCUACGGUUUGCGAUAGCCUCAGAUGACCUGUAUAUUCAUCCAGCACGAGAAUCUUGUAAAGAAGCAAAGGACUUUGUGGACACUGAUGCGCGUAUGGAGAGACUGAUCAGAAGCCUGUCUGGUGGCCUUGUUGAGGUUAAGCAUCAUAUGUUCAAAACCACCGUACAAUUUAUCCAUCAAUCAGUCAACGAUUUCCUCCUAUCUGGCGGUCUAAAGGAUCUCUCCUCAUCGAUGGAUGAUAUUAUCGGCCAAAGUCAGGGUCGGCUGUCUAAGUCAUGUAUUAACUAUUUGAGGUUGGAGGAAGUCCUUGUUGGUGGCUCAGAAUUGGCCGACCAUAAAGACUUCGGCUACACGGAUGUAUCGUCACGUUUAGAGAAUCUUCCAUUUCUGAGGUAUGCCACAAAGUUUUGGUUCUUGCAUGCGGAAAAGGCCGAAAGUUUUGGAACUUCACAACAGGACUUGGUGCAGCAACUCGGAUCCCCUCCAGGACCAGCUUUUCAGACCUGGGUAAAAAUCUAUGGGAAAAUAGAUUUCCAAGGAAACGCAAAAUGCCCCGAGCUUGGCUCCACCCUAUUACACAUUGCAUCUAGCUCAAAUCUUCGAAGCGUCGUCCAAAUUCUCCAACGUGAUAAUGUAAAUAUAAAUGAAGAAGAUGAUGCUGGUAAUCGAGCAUUGCACUAUGCUUCACGCUGGGGCCACAAAGUCUUGGCUGAAAUUUUGAUUGAUGCUGGCGCUGAUAUAGGGGCAAAGAGUAGGAACGACAGUACAGCGCUAGAGUGCGCAGCUGGAAAUGGGCAUGAAGAGAUGUUACGACUUUUAUUACAUCGCGGUGCCGAUGUUAAUGAGAGCACAGGAGCAUCGGGGAAUGCCCUUCAAGCUGCUGCUACAAAAGGAAAUAGGAUAUUGGUUAAUAUGCUGCUUAAGGCAGGAGCUGACGUCAACGCGCAGGGCGGACACCACGGCAACGCUCUACAGGCGACAGCGUAUAGUGGUCACCUAGCCGUGGUUACGCAGCUGCUUGAGGCAGGAGCUGACGUUAACGCGCAGGGCGGAGAACAUGGCAACGCUCUGCAGGCAGCGGCGUAUGGAGGGGCGGACACUACGGCAACGCUCUACAGGCGACAGCGUAUAGUGGUCACCUAGCCGUUGUUACACAGCUGCUUGAGGCAGGAGCUGACGUUAACGCGCAGGGCGGAGAACAUGGCAACGCUCU
Molecule: messenger RNA, 3628 nt
Organism: Pseudogymnoascus verrucosus
Lineage: Eukaryota; Fungi; Ascomycota; Leotiomycetes; Thelebolales; Thelebolaceae
Exons: 8
Coding region: 142-3558 (1138 amino acids)
Molecular function (GO): protein binding
Source: RefSeq, a predicted model, not a curated record